Molecule: messenger RNA, 1978 nt
Organism: Helicoverpa zea (corn earworm)
Lineage: Eukaryota; Metazoa; Arthropoda; Insecta; Lepidoptera; Noctuidae
Gene: Wdr37
Product: WD repeat-containing protein 37
Exons: 9
Coding region: 237-1640 (467 amino acids)
Cellular component (GO): preribosome, large subunit precursor
Molecular function (GO): protein binding
Source: RefSeq, a predicted model, not a curated record
AUGCUUGUCAAUUGAAAACGAAGAACGAAAAGUAUCUCGCGUUGUUUGCCUGUAAUGCAAAUUUGAUCCGUAUUUCCACAUAAUUUCUCUCAUUUGUCCGUCGAAUAAAAGGAUUAUAUACUAUCAGUGUUCUUAAUUAAAAAGUGAAGAUCUUUGCAAUUUAGUCAUAAAUCACUGAUGUGCUCUUUUAAGUGAUGUGAAUUGUUCUUUGGUGAGCAAGCAAUCCGCCUUGGACCAUGAAAUCUAGUAAGCGAAGACUUCAGGCCCUCACGGAGGGUUCUGACGGGCUACCUAAUUACCUGAAGAUGGAAGAUUCGGAAACAUCAAUUCCUCCUGUAUUUAGAUCUCGAUUACACGAGUUGUUUUCGCAAAUAGAAAAAGAGUUUGACCUUCUGUACACUGAAAACCUGAACCUGCAAGAAAAAAUUGAUAUGCUGAGUGAGAAGUUGGAACGAGAGAGCUAUGUUGGAGACAAACAGAAUUUGGACUACAUCGAGUUUGAUGUAACCGGGAAAAACUCUAAAGUUAAAUUAACCCAGAGCAACUCCCAGAAAGUGAAAGCAAGUCACAAACUAAGAGUGCAGACCAGUAAGAUAGUAUCCAGCUUCAAGGCUCCCACGUACAAUUGUCAGUUGGUGAGGGAGUUCACUGGGCACAAAGAUGGCAUCUGGGAUGUUUCUUCAGCACGUCCGGGACAAGCGCUCAUUGGCACUGCAUCGGCAGACCACACAGCGUGCGUAUGGAGCGUGGAGUGGGGUAAAUGUCUCCUGCAGUACACGGGACACUCUGGUUCGGUCAACUCUAUCCGGUUCCACCCGAGCAGGGACAUAGCACUUACUAGCAGUGGCGACAACACUGCGCAUGUCUGGCAGGCUGCCGUCAACUGGGACUUACCGCGUGGCCAAUCGUCCGAGGAGGAAUUGGAAGGUGGAGGCGAGGAGAGCCUAGGUGAAGGUGGGGACAGGCCAGAAGUGCUGCGUACUCCACUGACUGAGCUGGGCGGGCACCAAGGCGUGGUGGUGGCCGCUGAUUGGCUGACUGGCGGCGAUCACGUCAUCACCGCCUCUUGGGAUAGGACAGCUAACUUAUAUGACGUGGAAACUGGGGAUUGUUUGCAAGUUCUAACAGGUCACGACCACGAGCUUACACAUGCGUCUGCGCAUCACGCGUCGCGGCUCGUGGUGACGGCGUCGCGAGACACCACGUUCCGACUGUGGGACUUCCGCGAGCCCAUACACUCCGUGUCAGUCUUCCAGGGACACACCGAGAGUGUCACAUCAGCGGUGUUCACACGAGAAGACAAAGUUGUGUCCGGAUCAGACGAUCGUUCCGUAAAGGUAUGGGACGUCCGCAACAUGCGGUCAGCUCUCGCCACCAUCAGGUCGGAUUCCUCCGUGAACCGCGUGGGGGUGAGCGGCAACGGCCUCAUCGCGAUACCCCACGACAACAGACAGGUGCGGCUGUUCGACCUGCAGGGACAGAGGCUCGCUAGGCUGCCACGGUCCAGUCGACAGGGCCACCGUCGCAUGGUGACAUCAGUCGCCUGGGCCGACGACAUAUCAUCUAACAUAAACUUCUUCAGCUGUGGUUUCGACAGACGUAUCUUAGGCUGGUCUAUUCAGCCCUCCAAGGAGAAUUAAGCACUAAGACUUUACAGGUACAUGCCCCUUCAUUGUUCACUCAUGUAAUGCCCUGUGUACCCCUACAAUCAACGUCAUACACACAACAUUGGACUUUAUCGCCUUACACAUAAAGGACAAAAUUGCGUGCAUGAUUGAUUACCUUGUCAAAAUAAUCAUGUGAUUUUCUUGUGACCGUUUAUAUUUGUUGUAAGACUAAAAUUUUGUUGCUAUGGAAAUUGUGGAUGCUUCUGUAUAGCUAGUGUAAAGGAUUGAGGUAGUAAAAUUGUGUAUUGUUAUUUAUCCAGCAUUUAUUUUAUCUGCCUGUAAAGCAUAUUUAAACAACAUUUGUGUGGUAU